CAUUAGUCGGCUGUGAAGUCCACGCGCCGCUAUACAGUGCGAUCAGUUCUUAGCUUUCCCUCCGCCGGACCUGAUUCGAUUGAGUGAGACGCAGAACACCGCACAGGCAUGCACCUUCCUGAGCAAGGUUUCAUGUGAUAAAAAUUUUAGCUUGCUGUGGAGUUUGUGGAUCUUGCUCGUGAGCUUUUGUUUGUGAUUUUAUUCAAUUGGGUGACAUGCGUAGAAGAAACGGAGGUGGAGGUUCCUCUGAUGAUCAUGAAAGAAAUGAACACACAAUGUUCCCAAAACCAGAAACCUUAGAUUUUGACUUGCCCUGCGACACGUCUUACCCUCAGCAGAUUGCUGACGCAGCUCCUAGUUCUUCUGGAAGUCAUGUGAAGCCACUCCUCAUCGAGAUGGGAUUUAGCCCUACCGAUGUUCAGAAAGUAAUUGAUGAAAAUGGUGGAGAUGAUCUUGAGUUGUUAUUAGAGAUUCUUACUAAGAGUUCUCUAACAAAACAUCCUGAACCUAGCUUUCAUGAGCCAAUGGAACCCAAACCGGAGCCCGAUAUUGAAUAUGAAGUCGAUGGUAGAAGGACAUCGUUACUAGCAAUGGAGUUUUCUGAAAAUCUAGUUGACUUUGCACUAGAUAAGCUUGGUAAAGAUGCACCAGUUGAUGAGAUGGUAGACUUCAUUGUUGCUGCUCAAUUAGCUGAAAAGUAUGCAGAAGAAUCUGAGGACUCACUUGAUGAUAUUGAAAUCAGUGAAGAUGAAGAUGUUGCUCCAGUUGCUGCCAGGGGACCUGAGGUUCCCAAUGAAGUACUGUUUGAAACAAUGGACAAAACUUUGCAUCUCAUGGAAAUGGGAUUCUCUAAUCAUGAAAUCUCAAUGGCAAUUGACAAAAUAGGUGAAAAAGGACAGAUUUCUGACCUUGCUGAGUCUAUUUUUAUUGGUGAAGUUCCUGGUGACAUUCAUGAGGAGCAUGAAGAUAUAGAAAAGAAAGUCUCAACGGCUCCAGCAGCGAAUCGUACAAGUCUUUCAAAGGGUUGGAGAUUUGUUGGUGUUGGUGUCCAGAAAGAGGAUGGUCGUAGGGGUUCUUCAAGUGGCACUGCUAAUAUGAAACGAGAUACCGGUAUUGACUCUAAUCCUCUCACUGCCACUGCCAAUGUGGGAGAGAGCUCAAGGAGUAAAAGACUAAAAGAUGAAGAUGAGAAUGCCUAUCCAGACGAACAUAGUGACUUCCUUGACAGAGGGAAACGGCUAAGACCCGAAGAUAUGGGAGACUCAACUUCUUUUAUGGAAACCCCAUGGAUGCAAGAUGAGUCGAAAGACGAGACAUAUGGAUUUCCCAGUGCAAUGCAGCCACGUUUGUCCCAGAGACUUUGUCCAGAUGUUGCCAAACGACCUUAUUUCUUCUAUGGAAACCUAGGGGAGCUAUCUCCUAGGUGGUGGUCUAAGAUCUCCAGUUUCUUGUUUGGGAUUCACCCUGAACAUGUAGAUACUCGGUUGUGUUCACCUCUCCGUAGGACAGAAGGUUACUUGCACAACCUUCCCAUAGAAAAUAGGUUCAACAUCCUCCCAAACCCCUCGUUAACUAUACAAGACGCAAUGCCACAAAUGAAGAGUUGGUGGCCUCAAUGGGAUGUGAGAAAGCAUCUGAAUGGUGGUGCGUGUUCUAAAACAAAUGACGAAGCAACUCUUCUAUGUGAGCGACUUGGACGUCAUAUAGCUGCAUGCAGGGGAAAGCCUUCUCAGCAAGACCAGACUCUAAUACUUCGACAUUGUCACACCUCUAAUCUGAUCUGGAUUGCUCCAAACAUUCUCUCACCUGUAGAGCCUGAACAUUUAGAGUGCAUCAUGGGAUAUCCAUCAAACCACACAAACAUUGGUGGUGGAAGAUUGACUGAAAGAUUGAAGUUGUUUGAGUUUUGCUUCCAAACAGACACAUUGGGUUAUCAUCUUUCUGUGCUCAAGUCUAUGUUUCCUCAAGGGUUAACAGUUUUAUCACUCUUUAGCGGGAUUGGUGGUGCGGAAAUUACAUUAAGCCGUCUUGGAAUACACCUGAAAGCUGUAGUCUCUGUUGAGGAUUGUGGAUUAAGCCGUAACAUAUUGAAAAGAUGGUGGCAGACUUCUAGACAACUUGGAGAGCUUGUGCAGAUUGAAGAUAUCAGGAGCUUAACAACAAAGAAGCUACAGACUUUGGUGCAGAGAUUUGGAGGAUUCGACUUAGUCAUUUGUCAAAACCCACCAACACCACCUGAUCUCUCUAAAGAAAGCUCAAGAACUGAAGUUUCUGAAUUUGAUUAUAUGUUGUUUAAUGAGUUUGUUCGUGUCUCAAAACGUGUCAGAGAUUUGAUGGCGUUAAAUUGACCAGGUGUGUUUACGUCCUCAAGAAUUUGGAGACUUGUCGUCUUCCAUUUUGUUUUCUGAAGGUAACUCGUCAAUCUUGGGAGACUAUUAAUAUAUCUACUUGAUAAGACAGUCGCAAGAGUAGUAUCCAUGUUUUUGUAUCUUUUAAGAGAACUUUUGUUUGAAAAUCGAUGCUUUAAUGCAUCCGUCUGUAUGUUCCAUAAACCGCACGAACGUGGUGCUGUUCUUGCAGUGAAUCAAGUGGCCCAAUGUUGUAUCUUUCUGAACUUAUCUUUUUCUUUGUUUUGCUCAGUGUUGUU
Messenger RNA from Eutrema salsugineum, 2647 nucleotides. Its product is annotated as probable inactive DNA (cytosine-5)-methyltransferase DRM3. Gene Ontology annotation, cellular component: nucleus. The record is from RefSeq and is a predicted model, not a curated record. Lineage: Eukaryota; Viridiplantae; Streptophyta; Magnoliopsida; Brassicales; Brassicaceae. The transcript is spliced from 10 exons. The coding region runs from base 216 to 2348 and encodes 710 amino acids.